Tuber melanosporum (Perigord truffle) is the source of this 2677-nucleotide messenger RNA. RefSeq lists its product as uncharacterized. NCBI's taxonomy places the organism in Eukaryota, Fungi, Ascomycota, Pezizomycetes, Pezizales, Tuberaceae. The record is from RefSeq and is a predicted model, not a curated record. Bases 35 to 2677 code for a protein of 880 amino acids. Gene Ontology annotation, cellular component: nucleolar ribonuclease P complex; ribonuclease MRP complex. The transcript has a single exon. Gene Ontology annotation, biological process: tRNA 5'-leader removal.
CAGAGAUCCCGGCAAACAACAGUAAUAUCGAGCAAUGCCCCCCUCAACUCCAAACCCACGAAAGAGAGGAGCAGCUGCAAUGCCGAUUUCUGGGCCCGAACGAAAACGAGCCAAACUUCAGGAUGCCCGAACCAUUGCUGUUCAAAACACUGAACAAGCGUUAAAGACAGGCGAACUGGAUGUCCCCGCGUUCAUCAAAUCCCGAGAAUUUGAAAUUGAAGCGCUACAGAAUGCCAUGAAAGCAUCUAAGGAGUCCAGUAACAAACGUGCAUUUCAAAUCGUUCCCAGAGACAUGCGACGUCGAACGGCGAGUCACAAUGUCAAGCGUGUGCCCAAGCGUCUGCGGCCCAGGGCCACCAGGGAAAUGCAAAGCGACAACACCCCUACGGUUUCUGCUCGUCGAAGAAGGCCUUCUGGAUGGCUAAGGUUCCGGAAAGAGACGGCUCGGAAACUACAAACUAUGGCGAAGAAGAAGGACAUCACUGCUCAUAUAUCGGCGAAGAUUUCGCGCAGCAGGAGGACGGAAAAUGUUUUACGGCAGCCCCCGAGGGCACAGACUAAGUUCCGGAAGAGACAAAAGCAUAAAACAUGGCUUCCAACUCAUGUUUGGCAUGCGAAAAGGGCAAAGAUGAUUGUUCGGUGGAGGUUUGCUGUUGCGGAGACACCAACGGAUAAGAGCUAUAGAGUUGCGCAUAGGGCUAGUGGGAUGAGAGGAUGUAUUGCUUGGGAUGAGAGCUACUUUUCAACCAUCAUGCUGCGAGGGAAGGAGCGGGAUGUCAAGGAAGUUAUGAAAGCUUUGUGUCCUAGAGACGGAAAUCUUAUGAGCAGUAAGGUUAUUGCAGGAACUAGGGCCUCCGAUACAUUUAUCUAUAGAGCUGGUAGAUAUCCGUUGGACCUGAUAGCUCCGGUUAAGGUUAUUUGGUGCGUUCCGGAAGACCCAGAAGCUCCUCAGGAAGAGCGCAUAAGGAAACUACUUAUUAGGGUUCAUCCAUCUGCCUUCUUAGAGCUAUGGGAGGAGCUUCUUCCAACAGCGAAACCCCUCAAGGUCACUGUGGAAGAUCUCCGAUUUGAGAUUGGAAGCAUUGAGAUUACCGGCCCUGACGCUACAAAUUCUCUCCUGGCAGUCCUCAAUCCAUUUGAUGCAACGGAUGGGGAUUCUCCUUCAGGAAUAUGGAAGAAUCUGAGGGGGCUCACAAACCCCUCCUUCCUUCCCUUAGGCGCUUGUCUAUCUUUCGAUGUAAUUGAUCCAAGACUUCGAGAUCCCCCCCGCCUACCGGAAGAUAAACGGAAGUUUGAAGAAGUACAAGAGACAAUUUUUAGAGUUACUUCCACCUGGUCAAUCGACAGAACACAACCCCCGUCAUCCCUAUUCUCGAGGGAAGCCAGAGCUGUUGCUGUCAAGUCACAAUCGUCACAAAAGAAGAUUAACAAGAGAAAGGGGGAAGCCGUUCCGGGAGAAUAUCCAUCGCCCCUCCCUACAGAUCCUAGGAUUCCAAUUGUGCUUUUAGCCACCCGCCGCUCAUCUGCUGAGAAAGGAGUUUCGGGAGCUAUUGGAUCUUGGACAAUUUUAUUACCAUGGAAGUGGGUGCAACCGGUAUGGUAUGGUAUUGUGCACUCUGGCUCAAGCGUCAAGUUUGGCGGUUUAGACGAAUCGCGGCAGAUCAACUACGAAAACUCUAACAGGCAUUUUCCAGAUGAUUUUCCCGGAACAAAGGCUGGGAUCGUGGAGGAGCUUAGGAAAGGGGUAGAAAGGAAGGAGUGGUGGGAUAAGCGGCCAAAGGGGAAGAAGGUAGUGUGGGGUAGUGUGAAUAUUGGAAAUAAGAAGGGAGAGGUUGGAGAUGGGUUUGUGUGUGAUUGGGCAUACUUGCUGAAGGGGAAGAAGAUUGAUACUACUCAGGGCAACGACUCGAUCGAGUUAUCUACGGAUACUAUCGAGUCCACAGAAGACAUAGCCCCCACUGGAACUACAGCGUUCAUGAGCUCGACAGAGUCCACGGGGGCCACGAUAUCUAUGCCAGCUGUGGAGUCCAAUGUUUCGAUAGAAAAAUCAGAACACCCACAAAAGAUGAUGUCUUCAAUGGAUAUCGACAAACCCCCUCCAAACCUACCAGUAGUAUCUCUCAGUACCCCAACCCUAUUCACCGGCACUACCACAACAACUGCCAUAUCCCCCCCGAAGCCAACACCCCAACAAACACAUCCAUGGACGAUCCCAUCCAGCAUGAUCCGCUACAUCCUUGCAGUCCCCAAUUCACCACUGCCAAAACCCCUAGCUACCCUUCACCCCAAGAUCCUAUCGGCGGGCGUUUUCUCGAUAAAACUUGUCCUCCCACAACGCAGCACGCCUAUGCCCCGAACGCGCAUAUACUCCCUCCCCACCAACAACCCUACUUUAAAGGCGAAGUGGAAAGCGGUAAUGUCUCGGAAAUCACAAGGCAAACGUCCCGGAAAAGCGACCGAACUUCCCGAUGUGCCUGACGAGGAAGACUUGAUUGGGUUUGUAACAACGGGGGAUUUCAACCUUAAGGAAGGGAGGGGGACAGGUGUCGGGGCGCUCUCAUGGCAAAAGGUGUUUGGUAGGAGGGAGAAACUAGGCGAGGUGGUUGAGAAGGCUUGUAUUGUUAGAGAUGUCGGAAGCGGUAUUGGGAGGCUGGCUUAUUGGGAAGUUAUUGAUUAG